This is a messenger RNA of Morus notabilis, 1121 nucleotides long. Its product is annotated as ribosomal RNA small subunit methyltransferase NEP1. Gene Ontology annotation, cellular component: nucleolus; small-subunit processome. Gene Ontology annotation, molecular function: rRNA binding; rRNA (pseudouridine) methyltransferase activity. The coding region runs from base 171 to 989 and encodes 272 amino acids. The record is from RefSeq and is a predicted model, not a curated record. NCBI's taxonomy places the organism in Eukaryota, Viridiplantae, Streptophyta, Magnoliopsida, Rosales, Moraceae. The transcript has 8 exons. Gene Ontology annotation, biological process: rRNA base methylation.
GCCCCGAAAAAAAAAAGCCAAAAAUCGCUACUAAUUUCCAAUUCACGGCUAAACCCUAGAAAAGUUUUUCUCCCUCUCUAACCUCAUCUCUCACCAUAACCAGAGAAACCCAGAAACGCCAUCUCGAUCUUUUCGGCCUCUCAGAUCCAGAGUGACAUUGAGGGUUAAGAAUGGGACGGCCAUAUGCGGAUAAAAUGAAGAAGAGGAAAAGGGCAAAUGAGAAAUACGACAGAGAAGAGGAAAACGUAGAAGAAGUUGAGAAAGAAGAGGAAAAAAUAGAAGAAGCUGAAAAAGAAGAGGGUGUUUCAGUUGAUUUAGAAGGAAUUCCGCUUGCCCCAAGUGAGAAAAACGACAGAAACAAGAAUGGGGUUAUCUUUAUCCUUGAGAAAGCUUCUUUGGAAGCUGGAAAAGUUGGAAAGGAUUACAAGCUUCUGAACUCCGACGAUCAUUCGGAUUUCUUGCGGAAAAAGGGGAAGAAUCCUGCAGAUUACAGGCCUGAUAUUGCACAUCAGGCUCUUCUAAUGAUCCUAGAUAGCCCACUUAAUAAAGCUGGGAGGUUACGAGCUGUGUAUGUGAGAACGGAGUUGGGUGUUCUUAUUGAAGUUAAACCAUUUGUCCGUAUACCGAGGACAUUUAAACGAUUUGCCGGGAUCAUGUUGCAACUGUUGCAAAAGCUGAGUAUAAGUGCUGUGGGCAAGCGGGAGAAGCUUUUGCGUGUCAUCAAGAAUCCGGUAACGCAGUAUUUGCCUGUCAACUCUCGCAAAAUAGGUCUCUCAUACAGUUCUGAAAAAUUAGUUAAAAUACGAGAUUAUGUGGCCGCGUCUAGCAAUGAUAUGGAUCAUGUUUUCGUGGUUGGUGCAAUGGCCCAUGGGAAGAUUGAUGUGGACUAUAUUGAUGACUUUAUAGCAGUUUCUGGUUACCCUUUGAGUGCAGCAUAUUGUAUUACAAUGAUUUGCCAAGCACUGGAGUCAAAGUGGAAUAUUCUGUGAAGCUCACUCCUGAAGAGUUAGAUUCAGGAUAAUUAUGAGUUUACAUGUAUAAGGCUUUUUUGUAUGGAUAUCCCCUAAACUUCACAUGUUCGGAAAAUUAGUUCCUAAAAAAAAGGGCAAUUGACAAAUUCA